GGAAGUCCUACUCGAGAACCCUGCUGCAAGGGGUGGUGCCUCUUCUGCCCCGGGAAGACUGUGAGGUCCGUUAUGGACAGAAGUUCACUAAUCGCAUGAUUUGUGCUGGGAACCUCUCUGAAGAUAAACGGGUGGACAGCUGCCAAGGUGACAGUGGAGGGCCACUUAUGUGUCAGCGGUCAAAUGGACGCUGGAUCAUUUUGGGGAUCACCUCCUGGGGUUAUGGCUGCGGUCGGAAGGAUUCCCCUGGCGUGUACACAAAGGUCAGCAAAUACGUACCCUGGAUCAAGAAAGUGGCCAAGCUAAAAUGA
Tauraco erythrolophus (red-crested turaco) is the source of this 311-nucleotide messenger RNA. Lineage: Eukaryota; Metazoa; Chordata; Aves; Musophagiformes; Musophagidae. The record is from RefSeq and is a predicted model, not a curated record.